This is a messenger RNA of Coregonus sp. 'balchen', 1743 nucleotides long. NCBI's taxonomy places the organism in Eukaryota, Metazoa, Chordata, Actinopteri, Salmoniformes, Salmonidae. The record is from the annotation of a GenBank genome assembly.
AUGUUUAGGUGAGAGCUGUUCAGACCCUGUGAUCACCCCCUCUGCCUACACCACCUCUGAUGCCGUCAUCUCCUCUGAGUCUGUCUUUAUCGUGGAGCUCAGCCUGGCCUGCGCCAAUGGAGCCCAGGUACUGUAGUUUGACACGACAGACAGACACACCUCUCUCUUUCUCAUCACGCUCUAAAUGUGUAAUUUCCUUCAACAGAGUGUGGCUCUGUAUGCUGACGUCAAUGGCAGACAGUUCCCCGUGACCAGAGGCCAGGAUGUUGGCAAGUACCAGGUAAGAGAUGGCUCUGGUCUGAUGUGGACAUAUACUAUGGAUGUCCAAUAUACACUUAUCAAGAGUCACUUGAGCCUCUGUGCAUGCUGUGUGUUUGACUUAGUUUGUCAUGUCUUCACUCUGUCUCUCUCUGUGUUUCUCAGGUGUCCUGGAGCAUGCCCCACAAACAGGCUAGCUCUGGUACAUACCAGGUCAAAUUCUUCGAUGAGGAGUCCUAUAGCUCUUUGCGCAAGGUAGGUGCAUCAUUCCUAUUCAUCUGGCUAUGAGUAUAACUGGGGACUUUUGCCGCGUUUAAGACAACUCGGAACUCUGAAAUCUCUGACUUGGAAACUCAUAGAAAGAUGAGGUCUGAGUUUCCUGCUUGGAAAGUAUCAGAAUCAAUGAAUAGGAAGCUCUACGGCAAAACAUUUUAGCACAUUUUUACUCUGAGGUUCCUAGUUGUCUUGAACGCGGCAUCACUCACACUUGGCAAGAUAAUCAGCGACCUAGCUACCAGUAAUUUUAAAUGGAAGGAGGAGACACAGCGGCUUAAUGGUUGGCGACUAGACAGCAAGUGACCUGAGUUGAACGUUUCCCAAGUUCAUGCACAUUUCUGUGACGUGACUGCGCGACAGCCAAUCGGAAGAAGGCAGCUCUUGUUAGCAAGCUUUGACAUUGGCUAAAAACAACUGCGGUCAUGCAUGCUGUUUGAAAGAUACAACCACCAGGGGAGAUCUCAAUGACUUGAUUAUCUCUGCAAGUGUGAGUCCAGAGUAAAAUGUUUGUGCAUACUGUCAGAAAUGGCCUAUAGCCUUAUGCAAGUGUGUGUGUAUUUGUUUGUUUGUUUUUAGGCCCAGAGGAACAAUGAAGAUAGUGACUCCAUCCAGCCUCUCUUCUCUGUCAAUGUGGAUCACAGGGUGAGUCAGCAUAGACAGAAUAACAAAUUAAUACUUGAUGAAAGACACUCAUGUCUAUAGUACACGCAUUACACUUGGAAAAUGGAGACGUCACAAACGGCAGAAGAGUAAACAUUACUGAAGGCACCUUGCCGUUUUUGGAGACAGUGUUGUCUUUGGGAGCAAAAAGCAGUGGGUCGCAAACUUACGGUAAAUACGUGAAUUGUUUCCACAGUUAGCAAAGAUGUUUAUCUAGCUUGCAAAUGUUAUUUACAGUUACACAAAGCUCAGACACGUUUUUGCUACCUAAAGUAGCUCUGCUGUGUCUCCAAAAAAGACUAGGUGUCUCCAGUUGUUUACAUUUAUCAAUUGUGAUGCACCUUCCAUGUGUUUUCACACAUGAUGGAACUCUCGUAUCUAGUGUUUUUCAUUCUCAUCUGAGAUUCCUUCCUAACUGGUGCUGCGUUGUCUUGUUGUUUCUAGGGUGCAUGGAACGGCCCGUGGGUGGCUACUGAGGUUAUGGCUGCUCUCAUCGGCAUCCUGGUCUACUACCUGGCCUUCAACGUUAAGAGCACCAUCCAGGCAUAA